CAACGGUCACACUAGCAUGCAGCUAGCCGGCUUUGGAAUUUUAUUCUUUGGCAGAAAUCAUCUCGAGGAACGAGUUUUGUGAUUCCCCUGGCCACGAUGGCGUUCCACUGGUGCGACAACAACCUGCACACCACCGUGUUCACGCCGCGCGACUUCCAGGUGGAACUUCUGGCCGCCGCCUACGAGCGUAACACGAUAAUCUGCCUGGGCCACCGGAGCUCCAAGGAAUUCAUCGCCCUCAAGCUGCUCCAGGAGCUCUCGCGGCGCGGACGUCGACAUGGCCGGGUCAGCAUUUACAUCAGCUGCGAGGUGGGCGGAAGCAAGGAGCCCUGCUCCAUCUACACCAUGCUCACCCACCUGACCGAUCUGCGGGUUUGGCAGGAGCAGCCGGACAUGCAGAUUCCCUUCGACCACUGCUGGAUGGACUACCACGUGUCCAUCUUACGGCCGGAGGGAUUUCUCCAUCUACUCGAGUGUCGCGACUUGCUGCUGAGCAGUGUGGAGCUGAUUGUGCUGGAGGAUUGCCACGACUGUGGGGUUUACCAGAGGGUAAUGCCGCUCUUCGUGGAGCACAUACUGCCGGCCGCUCCGGCGAUCAGACCGCGUAUCCUGGGACUGGCUGGUCCGCUGCACAGUGCCGGCUGUGAGCUGCAGCAGCUGAGCUCCAUGCUGGCCACCCUGGAGCGGAACAUGCUCUGCCGGAUCGAGACGGCCAGCGACAUUGUCACCGUGUUGCGCUACUGUUCCCGCCCGCACGAGUAUAUCGUACAGUGCGCUCCCUUCGAGAUGGACGAGCUGUCCCUGGUGCUGGCCGAUGUCCUAAACACCCACAAGUCCUUCCUCAUGGACCACCGCUACGAUCCUUACGAGAUCUACGGCACUGAUCAGUUUAUGGAGGAGCUAAAGGACAUACCAGAUCCCAAGGUGGACCCGCUGAACGUCAUCAACUCGCUGCUGGCCGUGCUGCACGAGAUGGGUCCUUGGUGCACCCAGCGGGCUGCCCACCACUUCUACCAGAGCAACGAGAAGCUGAAGGUGAAGACGCCGCACGAGCGCCACUACUUGCUCUACUGCCUAGUGAGCACGGCCCUCAUCCAACUGCACUCGCUCUGCGACCAAGCGUUCCAGCGCCACCAGGGAACUGGAGGCGAUUCGCGCCAGACCAUCGAACGCUAUUCCAGCCCGAAGGUGCGACGUCUGCUGCAGACACUGCGAUGCUUUAAGCCCGAAGAGGUGCACACCCAGGCGGACGGAUUGCGCAGGAUGCGCCAUCAGGUGGAUCAGGCGGACUUCAACCGGCUAUCGCACGCGCUGGAGAGCAAGUGCCGGCUGGUGGACCAAUUGGAGCAGCAACCGACGGAAACACGGGCCCUGGUGGCCAAUCUCGAGCAGAUCCUGCACACGUCCGAAGAGAAGCAGCCGUCCAAGAGCGCUGCUCGCAUUGCUCCUGCUUCUGCUCCUGCUCCGCACCAGGCGAAGGCUAAGGCAGGCGGUGGCUCCAGCACGGCACAACCGCGAACCCGCAGGCGAGUGUACACAAGACGCCACCACCGGGACCAGCAUGACGGCAGCGACACGCUCUGUGCACUGAUCUACUGCAACCAUAACCACACGGCACGUGUGCUCUUCGAGCUGCUGGCCGAGAUCAGCAGGCGAGACCCGGAUCUCAAGUUCCUACGCUGCCAGUACACCACAGACCGGGUGGCCGAUCCCACCACGGAGCCCAAGGAGGCCGAGCUGGAGCACCGGCGGCAGGAGGAGGUGCUCAAGCGAUUCCGCAUGCACGACUGCAAUGUACUGAUCGGCACUUCGGUGCUGGAGGAGGGCAUCGAUGUGCCCAAGUGCAAUCUGGUGGUGCGCUGGGAUCCGCCCACAACAUAUCGCAGUUACGUGCAGUGCAAGGGACGAGCCCGAGCAGCUCCCGCCUACCAUGUCAUCCUAGUGGCACCCAGUUUCGAAAGCCCCACUGUGGGUGCAGUGCAGCUGAGUGAACGCAGUCAUCGCUUCAUUUGCGGGUCGUCGGUAACGGGCGAUGCUGUGGAGGCGGACAGCGACUCGGAUGACUCGGCGAUGCCAAGAUCAUAUGGCUCUGAUCCCUACACAUUCGGAACGGCCCGGGGAACGGUGAAGAUCCUCAAUCCCGAGGUCUUCAGCAAACAACCGCCCACGGCGUGCGACAUUAAGCUGCAGGAGAUUCAGGACGAGUCACCGGCCGCAGCGCUGCUGGACACCAGCAACUCCAGCGACGAGGCCGUCAGCGUGAGCAACACCAGUCCUAGUGAGAGCAGUACGGAACGCAAGUCCAGACGCUUCCAGUGCGAGCUGGCCCUCCAAGCCGAGCCAGAGGAUGCCAUAGAAUCGUGUCCCGAAGCCAAAACAGUUGAUCGUUUGGCCAGCACCACGAAGGACCUGGUGCACCAAAUGGCACAGUAUCGCGAGAUCGAGCAGAUGCUGCUGUCCAAGUGCGCCAACACCGAGCCGCCGGAGCAGGAGCAAAGCGAGGCCGAACGCUUCGGUGCCUGCCUGGCUGCCUAUCGACCCAAGCCGCAGCUCCUGACCGGCGCCUCCGUGGAUCUCGGAUCAGCUAUAGCGCUGGUCAACAAGUACUGCGCUCGCCUGCCCAGCGACACCUUCACCAAGCUGACGGCCCUGUGGCGCUGCACCCGCAGCGAGAGAGCGGGAGUGACCCUGUUUCAGUACACACUCCGGCUGCCCAUCAACUCGCCAUUGAAGCACGACAUUGUGGGUCUCCCGAUGCCCACGCAGACGUUGGCACGUCGCCUGGCCGCCUUGCAGGCCUGUGUUGAGCUGCACAGGAUCGGUGAGCUGGACGACCAGCUGCAGCCCAUCGGCAAGGAGGGAUUUCGCGCCCUGGAGCCGGACUGGGAGUGCUUCGAUCUGGAGCCAGAGGACGAGCAGAUUGUGCAGCUCAGCGAUGAGCCUCGGCCGGGAACGACAAAGCGGCGACAGUACUACUACAAACGCAUUGCAUCCGAGUUUUGCGACUGCCGUCCGGUGGCCGGGGCACCCUGCUAUCUGUACUUCAUUCAGCUGACGCUGCAGUGUCCGAUUCCCGAGGAGCAGAACACACGAGGCCGGAAGAUCUAUCCGCCGGAGGAUGCCCAGCAGGGUUUCGGCAUACUCACCAGCAAACGCAUACCCAAGCUGAGCGCCUUCUCGAUAUUCACACGAUCCGGAGAGGUGAAGGUCUCCCUCGAGUUGGCCAAGGAUCGCGUGGUCCUGACCAGCGAGCAGAUUGUCUGCAUCAACGGCUUCCUGAACUACACGUUCACCAAUGUGCUGCGACUGCAGAAGUUCCUCAUGCUCUUCGAUCCUGACUCCACGGAGAACUGUGUGUUCAUUGUGCCCACGGUGAAGACGCCAGCGGGCGGCAAACACAUCGACUGGCAGUUCCUAGAGCUCAUCCAAGCCAAUGGCAACACGAUGCCACGGGCGGUGUCCGAUGAGGAGCGACAGGCGCAGGCGUUCGACGCGCAGCGCUUCCAAGAUGCCGUCGUUAUGCCAUGGUACCGCAACCAGGAUCAACCGCAAUACUUCUACGUGGCCGAAAUCUGUCCACACCUUUCGCCACUCAGCUGUUUUCCCGGCGACAACUACCGCACAUUCAAGCACUACUACCUCGUCAAGUAUGGCCUGACCAUACAGAAUGCCUCGCAACCGCUGCUGGACGUGGACCACACCAGUGCUCGGCUGAACUUCCUCACACCGCGGUACGUGAACCGCAAGGGCGUGGCCCUGCCCACCAGUUCGGAGGAGACGAAGCGGGCCAAGCGCGAGAAUCUCGAGCAGAAGCAAAUCCUGGUGCCGGAGCUGUGCACCGUGCAUCCAUUCCCCGCCUCCUUGUGGCGCACUGCUGUGUGCCUGCCCUGCAUUCUGUACCGCAUCAACGGUCUGCUCCUCGCCGACGAUAUUCGCAAGCAGGUCUCUGCGGAUCUGGGACUGGGCAGGCAGCAAAUCGAGGAGGAGCAGUUCGAGUGGCCCAUGCUGGACUUUGGCUGGAGUCUGUCCGAGGUGCUCAAGAAGUCGCGCGAGUCUAAGCAAAAAGAUUCGGUUAAGGAGGCUUUGGUCAAUGGCAAAGAUUCACUUGAGGAUCAGAAGGAGCCGCCAAAGGAGUCUCAAAUAGAUGAGGAUCCAAAAGCCGAUAAAGUGGAGAAAAGUGCCAUCGAACUCAUAAUAGAGGGCGAACAAAAGCUGCAAGAGGCGGAUGACUUUAUUGAGAUAGGCACCUGGUCCAACGAUAUGGCCGACGACUUAGCUAGCUUCAACCAGGACGACGAGGACGAGGAUGAGGCCUUUCGCCUGCCAGUUCUGCCAGCCAACGUAAAGUUUUGUGAUCAACAAACCCGCUAUGGAUCGCCCACUUUUUGGGACGUGAGCAAUGGAGAGGGUGGCUUCAAGCCGCCAAAGCACAAUCAAAGCACUCAACCCGGUGGCAAGGGCAAAGGAAAGGGUCCGGCAAAGCCCUCCUUCAACUACUAUGACUCGGACAACUCGCUGGGCUCCAGCUAUGACGAUGACGACAACUGCGGGCCGCUCAAUUACAUGCACCACAACUACAGCUCGGAUGACGACGAUGUGGCGGAUGACAUCGAUGCCGGGCGCAUUGCUUUCACCUCCAAGAACGAGGCGGAGACCAUUGAAACCGCCCAGGAAGUGGAGAAGCGACAGAAGCAACUAUCAAUCAUCCAGGCCACGAAUGCCAACGAGCGGCAGUACCAGCAGACAAAGAACCUGCUUAUUGGAUUCAACUUUGAGCAGGUGGAGAAGGAGGACAUGGAGGCACCUCCAACUGGCCGAUACGAACAAUCGAUAGCUAAGCUACAGACGGAGAUCGAAAGCUGCGGCAUGCUGGUGUCCCACGACCAGGAAUUGGUUCUGAAACGAAACAGUGUCGCUGAAACUAAGGACACAAAGGAUUCGAUGAUUAAGCUGCUGAAGCAACUGCUGCCAUACGUGGAGGAGGAGCUGUUGGCCGAAAAGCUGGGUGACAAGCGGGAGCUGUUGCUCUCGGAUUUGGUGGAGCUGAAUGCGGAUUGGGUGGCCUGUCAUGAGCAGGAGACCUACAGCGUCUUGGGCUGCGGAGACAGUUUUGACAACUACAAUGACCAUCAUCGACUGAAUUUGGAUGAAAAACAGCUGAAGCUGCGGUUUGAACGGCAGGAAAUCCAGCCUGCAACUCCCAAGAAGGACAUAUCGUCGUCGAUACUACCAUCGGGCUUUAGCUUCGACCUGCAACCGAAUCUAGUGGGUCAUCCAGGACCCAGUCCCAGCAUCAUCCUGCAGGCCCUUACCAUGUCCAAUGCCAACGAUGGCAUUAAUCUGGAGCGCCUGGAAACCAUUGGUGACUCCUUUCUCAAGUAUGCCAUUACCACCUACCUGUACAUCACCUACGAGAAUGUGCACGAGGGUAAGCUCAGCCAUCUGCGCUCCAAGCAGGUGGCCAAUCUCAAUCUGUAUCGCUUGGGGCGGCGAAAGAGGCUGGGCGAGUACAUGAUAGCCACCAAAUUCGAGCCCCACGACAACUGGCUGCCACCCUGUUACUACGUGCCCAAGGAGCUGGAGAAGGCGCUCAUCGAGGCAAAGAUCCCAACGCACCACUGGAAGCUGGCCGAUCUGCUGGACAUCAAGAACCUAAGCAGUGUCCAGAUCUGUGAGAUGGUCCGCGAAAAAGCGGAGGCCCUGGGUCUGGAGCAGCAUGGAGCUCAGAAUGGAGCUGCCCAGAGUGGUCAACUGGACGACUCCAAUGAUAGCUGCAAUGACUUCAGCUGCUUUAUCCCAUACAACCUGGUCUCGCAGCACAGCAUUCCGGACAAGUCCAUAGCCGAUUGCGUGGAGGCGCUGAUCGGAGCCUAUCUCAUCGAGUGCGGUCCGCGUGGAGCACUACUCUUUAUGGCCUGGCUGGGGGUGCGGGUGCUGCCCUUCACCAGGCAACUGGAGGCGGCAAAUGCGGAGGAGCGAAUACCCGGCAGCACGAGACCAAAUGCCGACAAAAUGGUCACCGUUUAUGGCGCCUGGCCCACGCCACGCAGUCCCCUGCUGCACUAUGCUCCCAAUGCCACGGAGGAACUGGACCAGCUAUUGAGCGGCUUCGAGGAGUUCGAGCAGAGCCUGGGCUACCAGUUCCGGGAUCGUUCCUACCUGCUGCAAGCCAUGACACAUGCCAGCUACACACCCAAUCGACUGACGGACUGCUACCAGCGGUUGGAGUUCCUGGGCGAUGCUGUGCUGGAUUACCUCAUUACACGGCACCUGUACGAGGAUCCUCGCCAGCAUUCUCCAGGCGCUCUAACCGACUUGCGGUCAGCGCUGGUGAACAACACCAUUUUCGCCUCCCUAGCCGUUCGGCAUGGCUUUCACAAGUUCUUCCGACACCUCUCGCCGGGUCUUAACGAUGUGAUCGAUCGUUUUGUGCGAAUCCAGCAGGAGAAUGGUCACAGCAUCAGCGAGGAGUACUACCUGCUGUCAGAGGAGGAGUGCGACGAUGCGGAGGACGUGGAAGUGCCCAAGGCACUGGGCGACGUCUUCGAGUCGAUCGCCGGCGCCAUUUUCCUGGACUCCAACAUGUCGCUGGACGUUGUGUGGCAUGUCUACAGCAACAUGAUGAGCCCGGAGAUCGAGCAGUUUAGCAACUCAGUGCCAAAGUCGCCCAUAAGGGAGCUCCUCGAGCUGGAGCCGGAGACGGCCAAGUUCGGUAAGCCCGAGAAGCUGGCGGACGGGCGGCGGGUUCGCGUCACCGUGGAUGUCUUCUGCAAGGGCACCUUCCGGGGCAUCGGGCGCAACUAUCGCAUUGCCAAGUGCACCGCGGCCAAAUGCGCACUGCGCCAACUCAAAAAGCAGGGCUUGAUUGCCAAAAAAGACUAGAAAGUCGUCGCUGCAAUUGUGUUUCAUUAGGCUUUAACACUUAGAUUUAAGCAUAACUAUUUUGUAUAAAUCUUGAAUAUAUUGUAUUUGUCGAAUCGCUUUGUGAAA
Drosophila elegans is the source of this 6990-nucleotide messenger RNA. It is a transcript of the gene Dcr-1, whose product is annotated as endoribonuclease Dcr-1. Gene Ontology annotation, biological process: apoptotic DNA fragmentation; siRNA processing; pre-miRNA processing. The transcript is spliced from 5 exons. The coding region runs from base 97 to 6882 and encodes 2261 amino acids. Gene Ontology annotation, cellular component: nucleus; cytoplasm; RISC complex. Gene Ontology annotation, molecular function: protein binding; RNA binding; ribonuclease III activity. The record is from RefSeq and is a predicted model, not a curated record. Lineage: Eukaryota; Metazoa; Arthropoda; Insecta; Diptera; Drosophilidae.